This is a messenger RNA of Plasmopara halstedii, 3024 nucleotides long. Its product is annotated as TRP-like family. The record is from RefSeq and is a predicted model, not a curated record. Gene Ontology annotation, biological process: transmembrane transport. The transcript is spliced from 3 exons. The coding region runs from base 1 to 3024 and encodes 1007 amino acids. Lineage: Eukaryota; Oomycota; Peronosporomycetes; Peronosporales; Peronosporaceae.
AUGGGGCUACUGUGCUGCGCUGCUAAGUGCUGCGGCUGCAUAGCGCUCUCGCAGCUCUGUGCACUACUAUUGCCUCUAGCCAUCCUGGUUCUUCUUGGCUUCUUUUUCUAUACGUAUGCGAUUCCGUGGGGUGAGGAUCAGAUCCGCCAAGCGCUCAAUCUAACGUCUGACGUUGACAUUGGCAACCUCAACGCUAGCUACAUCGCAGCUAAUAACUGCACUGGCUGCGUGUUAGGUAGCAACACGCAGUGGCCAACCAAUACCACAGGCCCGCGACAUUUUCUCGACUCGAAAGCUGGCAGUACGGCUUCAGGCGUCAUUGCGACAUCUUUGGCUGGUGCAGCCGUGAUCGGUACAAGUUCAAUGCUCUGGGCCUCGACAGUGCCUACUGCCGCCGCGGCGCUCAGUUUCUCCUCGGGAUUCUACGAAAUGACGCACAUUGUCGAGCAAGCCCAGUUUGCAGGUAUGAUCAGCCAAUUAAGAAUUGAAGGCGCUCCAACGUUUCUCAUUCAAUUCUCCAAGGAACUGUCGUGGACCAAUUUCAAUUUUAUCAGAGGAGGCAGCAGCGAUUCCAACAGUACUGGAAGGCGGAGUCAGCUUCGAAGGCUAUCAGAUUCCAUUUCCCAUGCGGCAGAUGCUGUGUCUAUGGCUGGAGAGACCGGACCGGCGAGAUAUGCUGCUCUCAUUGGUGUAGAUGCCAACAAUCUCUUCUUCUACACGCUUUUGACGUUCGUUGCUGUGAUUGCAGCACUGCAUGUGCUUUAUGUACUGUUUAUUCUAAUUGCUGGCUCCAUUCUCAAGAGCAAUACCAUUAGUGACAUGGCACGCAAAUGGUAUCGUAAAGUGAUUUGGGCUGUUGUGUUGGCUCUGUUGCUGGCACAAUACAGUUUUGCGAUGGCUGGAUGCUAUCUCAUAUCAAACGAUGCUUCAGGAGAUUCAGCCAAAGGCGUUACGUCCCGCUUUACUUUGGGGAUCGUUGCUCUUGUCGUAAUUGUACUUUUAACCCUCGGACUUGGUGUCACUGUUAUUGGAAAAAAUCCAGACGAAUUGAAGGAUGUUGGAACUUACGAACACAAUCAGCGGCCAUUUAGCAGCAAAUACAGUGCGUACUAUGAUCAGUACAACUUCGACAACCGUUUUUUUUUUGUGCCGCGCAUCUUACUCGCAGUCGGGACUGGUGCCAUUGUUGGUAUCGUCCGUGAUGCCACGUCGCAGUUAUUGUGCAUUCUUGCUGUUAUGAUGUUGUAUUUAAUCUUGCUCCUUCUGCGCCAGCCGAAUUUGCUGCCGUUCUUAUACUACGUGGGGAUCACGUCGGUAUUUUUAAAAGUGGUUCUUAUUGGUCUCAUGCUUUUGAUUGCAAGAGACGACUACUUUCCUCAAAAUCUGCGCGAUAACGUGGCUUAUGGCAUCAUUGGAAUCAACAUAUUCAUCUUCGCGUUGUUGUUUAUACGUCAGGCGUAUAUGAUUGUCCACGCGACAAUAAUUGCUUGUCGUCACAAGAAGUAUGGUAAGCGCGACUCCAACUUGGAUGCGACUGGAACUAACACUGAUUUCGGCAACAGUUCCUCUCCUGUUCCUUCCUUUGAAUUGGUGGAGUCAACACCAUUACGUAGAGGCGGGGAUUGGUAUGGAAACAAACAAUUUGAUCAAAAUCAACAAUCGCAAAGCCACCAGCAUCAGUAUGGAGCGCAUUCCAGCACGAUGUCCGGAUACAGUACUCAGAGCUCUAAUAAUGGGCAAUUAGAGAACGUGCCUAUGUUAGAGCCAGCGUCGGAGCCUGUUCCGAUCUUCAGUCGCUCUCGAGGCAAAAAUUGUCCACCGCUAUCUCAUAAUACUACGCCUGCUCCUGCUGCACCUGCUCCAGAAGUACCAACAUACGAUGUGCUGGCCGCCUACCUCGGGACAAGUUCGAUGCAAGACGAGGCUGCAUUCUCCGCAACGUCGUUAAGCGCAGCAAAUGGUCACACAUUUAGAAAUAACCACAUUAUCACAAAAGAGCUCACUUCUCCUGGCGGACUGAACUUGUCAAGAACUUCGGCAACUUCACGUGGUCUGUCCUUGUCCAGAGGUUUGGCAUCAUCACAAAAUCUAACGUCAUCAAGAAGAGACUUAUCAUCGUCAAGAGGUCUCAAAUCUUCACGAGGAACAGCUACGAUGUCUGGAUCUGGCUUUGGCUCACGUUCUUCUUCGGCUGCACUUGACGCGUAUGUUGAGAAUUUCUCAAAUUCAGGAGCCAAAUCCUCCUCGUCGCGAAGGCAACACAUUGUCAAUCUCUAUCAGGAUGUGUCUAUUGAUGAUGUGGAUAUCGAUGACGAUACAGCUGAGACUUUCGAACUUUCAUCUUCGAGUCAAUCGUUUGAUCCUAGUGCAUCAGGUGCUUCAACAUCCAGUUCAUUUGCCAUGAUGCAAUCUUACGUCAACUUCUCAGACUCGACAGUAUCUGUGAGUAGGCAAAGUACCAUCAAACAACCAGACAACACGUUCUCAACUGUCAUCGAUGCUGCUCACUUGGCUAAAAGUGGUGGUUUUGGUAGUAGUCCUCAAGCCAAGAUGUCGAUCUUCUCGAACGAUUCAGAGGGUAGCUUUGAUGGUGACCACAAUAGCUGGAUUAAACAUCAUUCAGGGGCCGCUACUAGUACGGACGACAGAGAGAGCGAAGCACUCGAGGGACAGAGCUACGAACUUGGGCCUUUUGGUGUAACUAAAUCAGCAUUCUCGCGUGACUCAGUAGAUUCGUACUGUUACCAGUCGAAAUCCAAUUUCACGACAUCUCGAUUAAAUUUUAACGCAAAGGGUCAGCAUAAUGAAGGCGGCAGUGACGAUGGCUCAUCAAAGCGACGCUCCUCAAAUCAGUCGUCCAAUCUGUCGUCUAAUCAGUCGUUUCUCAGCGCUCACUCUGACGAUAAACACGGUAAUGAGAGCGAAAUUGCGGGGCGAACGUUGGGCGUAUGUGUAGCUGUUCGGUAUUGUCGACUGACGUACAUAAUGUCAGCGAUGCCUGUGAUGGUAAAUUGGCGAAAGUGA